UUGGAUCUGACGCUUCGAGUAUCUAACAGAAGGACGCAAUCAAAGAACGUUUCAGCCAGCGCCGACCAAUGGCGAUGAGCUUUCUCUCGCCGUCUUAAGAGACGCGCAGUGAUGUAGGAAAGUAGGAAUCAUUUGGCCGCCUGCAUCGAUGAAACAAUUUCAGUUUUGUCAAGGAUCGGAAACUCGUAUGAUCUCGGCGGAGUGGAAAGUGGACAUAGUGGUUGCGUGACGGUAAACAACGUGAUCGUGCGUCGCUUAUUCGUAUUAUACUUCCGGAGCAGCACGUUUCGCAGCCGAAAGCCUGCGUAUAUGUACGGAAAUAUGCGCGAACGAGAAGAAUUUUGUCGAACUUAUCCACCGGGACAGGCGAUCCAGGCACCGACAACACGAGCUCUGGGCCUUGAUGCGCUCCACAGUCUUUGUAAGGAGAUUUAUCCAGAUCAAAGCAACCCGCUCACUGUCACCGCAGUCGUCAAAUACUGGUUGGGUGGUCCGGAUCCCCUCGACUAUAUUAGUAUGUACGAAAAUCCUGGCUAUCCUGAAUUAGGUGUACCCCCGCACUGGCAUUAUAUCAGUUUAGGCUUAUCGGAUCUACAUGGAGACGGAAGAAUACAUCCAAAAAGUGGCCCUGGCCGCCCAAGCGGCUUCGGAUUCGAACUGACCUUCAGAUUAGUCAGAGAAAGAAAUGAGAUGACUCCCCCAACUUGGCCGGCAAAUGUAAUGCAGCAGUUAGCAAAAUACGUUUUCAAUUCUGGUAAUAUGUUGCUGCCCGGCGAUCAUGUCUCAUGGCAUGCACCUCUUGACAACGGCAACGGUCGCAUUACGCAGAUCCUAAUGGGCAGGGAUCCACAAUUACCAACGUCCAUAUCGACGCCACAUGGUGAUGUUUCAUUUGUUCAAAUUGUAGGAGUCACGUCUGAAGAAUUACAAGCUGCACAACACUGGAACGGCCUUGGCCUUGUAAAUUUAUUGAAGUCUAGUCGUGGCUGUGGUCCAUGGUUAGUGACAAACAUGAAAAGAGUCCAUUCUGUUAUGGAAGACGAUCCUUCCAUAGCGGAAAAGAUUCAAACCGGUAUCGAGAAAGAAGGUUCUAAUCUAAGUGGCGUAUCUGCGAAGUGCUGGUGGGUUCAAGUGAACAGUGAUAGGAGUACAGAAAGAUAUAGAGAGACGAAGAAUGAAUCUGAUGACGAAGAUGAAGACAUAAAACCCAUUAUAAAAUCAGAAAGACUGUCCCCGUGCGAACAAGAUGAAAAUCUGUCUAACGAAAGUUUUAUCAGAGUUCUACCAGGCCUUCAUUUAACUUUUAAUCUUGAAGCUGGAUCAUUGUUACCAUUAGCAAUAAAGGGUCGUGUGAUGCACGGAAGGCAUUUUACAUUUAAAUCCAUAUUGUCUCACACGGCAAUAACGAUAGUCGCACCUUCGGUCACUGGUACUCUGGUCUCAAGGGAGAAACCAUACGUAGUUCAGGGCCCAUGGUUACAAGUUCUACUUCCAGAAGAUUUAUCUGAGAAGAUGGCCCAGGAGUUUCAAAUUCUGAAUUCGUUACAUCAGGUCCAGUUGCCAAAAACAUUUUCUUGGCCUGAACAUAACCUGUUUAUUACAAUCGUGAACGACUGAAAUCGAAGUUAGAACGCCGACCAAAAAGCGAAGUUAAAUCGAGUUAGGAUAAAUUAACGUAAGCAAAGUAUUAUCUAAUUUUGUUAUAAAACGAGCUUCUACGAAAUUAUUUAUAAUCGAAUUGUGUUUAUACGAUCGUCGAGCAAACAGAACCAUGAGACUUCACGUAUCAAUAUGUAGAAGGCGAGGCAAAGCAUAACGAUUAUAUAUUGAUUUAACGACGAGAAAUUAAAUAUAAAGUAUAUAUAUUUUGCUACAUAACUGUUUUACAUGCCUCUUACUCUUACAAGUUGAUACCUGUCAAAGAUUAAUAUUUAAUCUUGUACAUAAUAAAACACGAAUUAUAAUGUGUAAUUUUGUAUUUGACAUACGAGUUUACACAUCGUUACUUUACACGGAAUAUUUUUGUAAAUAGAUAAUUUUGAAAUCCUGACAUCGGCCGUCAGGAUUUUAUACCAAUUUUUACGAACGGACAAGAGAUGUAUGAUACAACGAUAAAUAUAAGGAAUAAUAUUUAUAAGGAAAUACAUUUUAUUUUCUACAGUU
Ceratina calcarata is the source of this 2163-nucleotide messenger RNA. It is a transcript of the gene Su(fu), whose product is annotated as suppressor of fused. The transcript is spliced from 7 exons. Gene Ontology annotation, molecular function: transcription factor binding. Gene Ontology annotation, cellular component: cytoplasm; nucleus. Lineage: Eukaryota; Metazoa; Arthropoda; Insecta; Hymenoptera; Apidae. Bases 310 to 1617 code for a protein of 435 amino acids. The record is from RefSeq and is a predicted model, not a curated record.